Messenger RNA from Coccinella septempunctata (seven-spotted ladybird), 516 nucleotides. Its product is annotated as mitochondrial translation release factor in rescue. NCBI's taxonomy places the organism in Eukaryota, Metazoa, Arthropoda, Insecta, Coleoptera, Coccinellidae. The record is from RefSeq and is a predicted model, not a curated record. The transcript has 2 exons. Gene Ontology annotation, biological process: translational termination. Gene Ontology annotation, cellular component: mitochondrion. The coding region runs from base 1 to 435 and encodes 144 amino acids. Gene Ontology annotation, molecular function: translation release factor activity.
AUGGCAUUGAUAAAUAAGCUAUUCUUUUUGAAACCAAAUACAGUCUCAAUUUUUUUCAAAAGACUCAAAGUUAGGAUAGACUACUCCCGAGUACCUGAUCUGAAAGAUGAGGAGUUAGAAGAGAAAUUUGUACGAGGCUCUGGACCAGGUGGUCAGAAAAUCAAUAAAACUGCCAGUGCAGUCUGCCUCAAGCACUUACCAACAGGAAUUGUUAUCAAAUGCCAUCAGAGUCGCUCACUUGUUGAAAACAGAAAAACGGCCCGAACUCUUUUGCUGAAUAAAUUAGAUAAUUUACUUAAUGGUGAACAUAGUGUGGAGAAUCAAAAAAAAUCUAUUGAAGCUAAAAAACAUUUGGAGAGGAUUCGGAGAAGGAACAAACUAAGAGAAAUCAAAGAAGAAUGGAAGAAGCAUCAACAAGAUAAUCAGGAACUAUAAUUGAAUUAUGUAGUAGUCUAGAUAUAUUCAAACUUUAUUUAUAAAACAUUUGUAAAUAAAAUAAAGUAUUUUAUAAAUUUA